AUGGACAACGUUCAGCACAGUGUCUCCGAAUCGACACCGCUCCUACAGCCCGACCUCAAUGGUAGCGCCCUAACUAGAAGCCCUCCCGCAAAGGACAGGGUCAUUCAGUGGCGGACGGCAUGGCAGUGUCACUUUUCCCAGUGGUCAGCCCUCUACAUCUGCAGUCUGUUCAUCCUGCUUGUCGACGUCCCCAACUUUCUAAGCGAAGUCCCCAAGCUGCGUAUGCUCGAGCUUGGUCUCUGCCGCGAUUACUACGCUGCCACUGACCCAAGUGUCAUCGGCCACGAUGGCUCCAUUCCUGAGCAUCUUUGCAAGGUCCAUGAAAUUCAAAGUGCUCUGGCAAAGAUGAGAGGUAUUCUCGGCAUGAUUGAGGGUAUCCCUGGUCUCAUACUCGCUAUCCCCUAUGGUGUCCUGGCCGAUAGUAAGGGCCGCCGGUUGGUAACAGGUCUCAGUCUACUGGGCUUUGUCCUCAGAGACAUCUGGGCUUUUAGUGUACUUUAUUUUCACCAAGUAUUUCCUGUCCGUGCUGUCUAUGCUGCACCGGCUUUCUUGGUACUGGGAGGAGGUUCUACUGUUAUCAGUCCUAUGAUCAUGGCCAUCAUUGCUGCUGCAAUUCCGGAAGCAUCAAGAACAAGGGCUUUCUUCUGGGUGCAGGUUGUCCUUCUCAUCACUGAGCUAAUUGCGCCACCACUUGGUGCAAUUCUCAUGAAGGCACUGGGGCCGCAUUUUGCUUUCCUCACAGCCGUUCCACUUGAAGCUCUGGCGUUUGUGGUGCUCGGAUUUAUCCCCAACACAAAGUCCUCAGAUAGUGCCCCAAGUGACAUAGAGGUCACGGAGGGAGAGGAAGCCCCAUCAGCCAAUGACGUAUGUGAGGAAACCAUGAACGAUGAAAACCCUUCAAAGAACAAGGUUCUGCAGGCUCUAACACACCUUUCACACGAUGUUCGUCAUGGCGCUCCACUGGUCGUUGCAAAGAUGGCUCGGCCCAUGCUAGAACUCAUCUUGCAAUACAUGUCUGUGAGAUUUGGAUGGCCACUAGCCAAGACGGCGUUGUUGCUCUCUAUCCAAGCCGCCGCCCAGAUUCUACUCUUCGCUGGAGUCCUACCGCAAGUCAAUGUCUGGCUCAUCAGCAGAAUGAAGACAUCUUCUGCUGCGAAUCUCGCUCUGACUCGAGUGUCAAUCAUCAUCCUUGCCGUUGGUUCGCUCUGCAUGGGUAUUGCCACUGCUGUUCCGGCGUUUAUAAUUGCCUUCUUUGGCUACACGCUUGGCAAUGGCUUUUCAUCUGCGCUACGAUCUCUCCUAACAACCAUGGUACAUCCCGAUCAUCUGUCACUCUUAUUCACUGCAAUCGCCGUGUUCGAGGGUAUCUCAACUAUUGGCGCCUCACCACUCCUUGGACUGUCAUUUUCAGUCGGCUUGGACAUUGGGGGUAUGGCUGUGAGCCUGCCAUUCUUUGUUGCUUCCGUUCUCUAUACUCUUGCUGCGGUGCUACUUGUUAGUGGCAUGUCUACAGAGUCUUGCUCAACCGAAGCAUAG
Messenger RNA from Fusarium subglutinans, 1536 nucleotides. Its product is annotated as major facilitator superfamily transporter. NCBI's taxonomy places the organism in Eukaryota, Fungi, Ascomycota, Sordariomycetes, Hypocreales, Nectriaceae. Gene Ontology annotation, molecular function: transmembrane transporter activity. Gene Ontology annotation, biological process: transmembrane transport. The transcript has 5 exons. The record is from RefSeq and is a predicted model, not a curated record. Gene Ontology annotation, cellular component: membrane. Bases 1 to 1536 code for a protein of 511 amino acids.